CAGAAACGUGAAUGAAACUCCACCGUGACCAGACUGAAUGCGCUUUUGUGCAUUGUCGGCCAGGGGAGGGAGAGACUUGACCGACUUCCCGAACGAUGACCUCAGGAACCUGUCCCUGUCCGGCCACGUGGGCUUCGACAGCCUCCCAGACCAGCUGGUCAACAAGUCAACGUCACAGGGCUUCUGCUUCAACAUCCUGUGUGUGGGUGAAACUGGCAUUGGCAAGUCGACGCUGAUGGACACGCUGUUCAACACCAAGUUCGAGAGCGAGCCCGCCACGCACAACGAGCCCGGCGUCAGGUUGAAAGCGCGCAGUUAUGAGCUCCAGGAGAGCAACGUGCGCCUCAAGCUGACCAUCGUGGACACCGUGGGCUUUGGUGAUCAGAUCAACAAGGAUGACAGCUACAAGCCCAUAGUGGAAUACAUCGAUGCCCAGUUCGAAGCCUACCUGCAGGAAGAGCUGAAGAUCAAGCGCUCCCUGUUCAACUACCACGACACGCGGAUCCACGCCUGCCUCUACUUCAUCGCUCCCACCGGGCACUCGCUCAAGUCCCUGGACCUGGUCACCAUGAAGAAGCUUGACAGUAAGGUGAACAUCAUCCCCAUCAUUGCCAAGGCCGACACUAUCGCAAAGAACGAGUUGCACAAGUUCAAGAGCAAAAUCAUGAGCGAGCUGGUCAGCAACGGCGUCCAGAUCUACCAGUUCCCCACCGAUGAGGAGACAGUGGCUGAGAUCAAUGCCACCAUGAGUGUCCACCUUCCUUUUGCCGUGGUUGGCAGCACUGAGGAAGUGAAGAUUGGCAACAAGAUGGCGAAAGCCAGGCAGUACCCCUGGGGUGUUGUGCAGGUGGAAAAUGAAAACCAUUGUGACUUUGUGAAGCUGCGGGAGAUGCUGAUCCGGGUGAACAUGGAGGACUUGCGGGAGCAGACGCACACCCGGCACUACGAGCUGUACAGGCGCUGCAAGCUGGAAGAGAUGGGCUUCAAGGACACAGAUCCAGACAGCAAACCUUUCAGUCUCCAAGAGACUUAUGAAGCAAAGAGGAAUGAAUUCCUGGGCGAACUCCAGAAGAAGGAGGACGAAAUGAGGCAGAUGUUUGUCAUGCGAGUGAAGGAGAAGGAAGCAGAGUUGAAGGAAGCAGAGAAGGAUCUUCACGAAAAGUUUGACCAUCUAAAGAGGACUCACCAAGAAGAGAAGAAAAAGGUGGAAGACAAAAAGAAGGAACUUGAGGAAGAGCUGAACAACUUUCAAAAGAAGAAGGCAGCUGCUCAGCUAUUACAGUCACAGGCUCAGCAGGCAGGUUCUCAACAAACCAAGAAAGACAAGGACAAGAAAAACUUCUUCUUUAUGUAACCGUCACCUUGCCAAAGCCCCCGCACCCUCUCUCCCAGUGGACCGUAGGGCACUGGAAGAGCUGCGGAUCCGGGCACCCCUGCCAGGAGAAGAGCCACCUCAUUCUUCCAUCACGUCUGCCCUCCUCUCCUUCCCCCUUUGUUCCCACCCGUGCGUCUGAGGGUGUGCUGUGCUGUGUGUCUGUGCGGGAUGUGCCCGCUCCGGCGCGCCUCCGACAGCGUCCAGGCUCGCAGCAGUGCCGGAGGGAACGGCCGCCGGAGGGAGCUCGGCCGCGCUGUGCCUCCUUGCUCUGGGUUAGUUGGAUUUUUUUGCCUCCCUCCCGCUUUCUUCUGCCAUAGCGUGCACACGCUGCUGGUGACACACACAAUGACAGACUGGGGGGUGAGUGUGCAUAGCUGGAGGAUUUCAUUUCUGCCUCAAGCCUGGCUGCUUUGGAUACCACAACUUCAUCUCAAGGGCGUCCUGUGCUCCUCUGGCAUGGCUGGAAAUGUCUCCAUAGACCUGUGAUGUUCUCAGUGUGUCACUGUGUGACGGUGGAUGUCCCGUCCUGUGGCACUGAUGGAGCCUGUCCUGGACAGUCAAGGCCUUAUUUUCUGGCUGUGCCUCGCUGUGGGCAGAGCGGGAGUCUGGUUUUGUACAGCCGAGCUGCACUGGCUCGCACGCAGAUCCAGGGCUUCAUUUUGUUUUCAUGAAGCCUAAUUAGUGAUUAUUUUUUUAACAGUCCUGAAUGUGGGCAAGUUGUUAAAAUUUCUAUCUUGUUUACUUUGGAAGUGAACUCAGCUGAAAAGUUUGACAAAUGCCAAAGGAUUGCUUGAAGGUAAAAACAAAACCUGUAAAUGUGUGUAGUGACCUCCAGCUGGUUUGGGAUGGAGGGAAGGAGGCAGCCCAAGCCUCUUGGGAUGUUGGUUUGUGUAGAGUGAUGCACUUUGAUUUUGAACCGAAUACUAGUGAUUUGUUCUUUGCAUCUGUGAACCUUAAUCAAGGACUUCCCUUCCUUUAGCCUGCCAAAGUAAAGCUGCCCUGAGUUGGUCUAGGUUUGGCCUCUGGCACUCAGUGUGUGACAUGCCAGCUGCUGAGGGGCUCUGCUGAAAUCUGCUGGGGUUUUUUUUUUUCACAAGAACAGUGUUUUGCAGCACCCUUCAGUGACAAGGGUCAGCUCCCUGCUUGUCCUGGAAACCUCUGCAACCAAAGAAGUGGCUUUAUAGAUGCACUCAGAAAGGUUAUUGAGUGUUGGCCCUGUGUGUGCUGUACCCUGGUACGUAGCUGGACUUGCUGGUUGUUGCCCAGCCUGAAGGGCUGUCAAUAUUUGCACAAGUGUAGCUUGGGACAGGACUUGCAGUGAUACCAAAACCAGAGCCUGCCCUGCUCUCGAGGCAGGUGGUACCCAGUGCCUCCCACCAGAUAGCCAGGUUAGAAACCUGUUUAAUUCAGCUUUAACUGAGUACAAAGCAGGGUUGAGGCCAUUGCUGGAUUAAACCUUGGCUGUGUCUGUCCCUGCCUUGCUCUGCAGAACUCUGUGGGUGUUUGUCUUAACUGGGAAGCACCACUU
Molecule: messenger RNA, 2903 nt
Organism: Melozone crissalis (California towhee)
Lineage: Eukaryota; Metazoa; Chordata; Aves; Passeriformes; Passerellidae
Gene: SEPTIN11
Product: septin 11
Exons: 10
Coding region: 38-1354 (438 amino acids)
Biological process (GO): cytoskeleton-dependent cytokinesis
Cellular component (GO): septin ring; microtubule cytoskeleton; septin complex
Molecular function (GO): molecular adaptor activity; GTPase activity; GTP binding
Source: RefSeq, a predicted model, not a curated record